This is a messenger RNA of Chironomus riparius, 556 nucleotides long. The record is from the annotation of a GenBank genome assembly. Lineage: Eukaryota; Metazoa; Arthropoda; Insecta; Diptera; Chironomidae.
UAAAUUGACUUACACGCAAAAACUGUGAUUAAUAGAAAAAACGCCAAAUUUAAUUAAACUAGAAGUAAAAUGAAUCAACCAGUGCGCUUACAACAAAGUUCGGUAGCAAAUACAUCUCAAAUUAUUCAAGAUAACAUAACGAAGGCUAAACAUCUGAUGAUUUCAUUGAAUCUUUCUUUAUCUAACCUAUUUGAGGCUGCACGUAGCGAAAUUAAUAAUGAGGAAAGAAAUCCUGAUCAAAAGUCUUAUUUUGAGAAAUAUUUCGAGGAAUUUUGUUCGAUCAUCGAUCAAAUAGAACUGAACUUAAUUACAGCAUUAAAAUGCAUCCAACAAGCUGAUAAUAGCCGGAAAUAUUUACCACUUCCUGUUAAUGUAAAUCCACAACCAAAUUCCUGGAAUUAUAAUCAGUAUCUCAAUGUUGCAAAAGCUCAAAUUAAGCAUUUGGAAGAAGUUCGCAGCACAUUUUCAUUAAAUGAAUAACUUUAAAUGCUAUUUUGUCAAAUUAUAAAUUUUAAUUAAAUACAUUCUUCUUCAUUUUGUUCACAAUAUUUUGGAA